GGGGAGCGCUGUCACAUGGGCGGCGGCGGCGCUUCCGCAGCGCCCGGAAAGACGCGGCCGGGGCCUGUCCCGGUGCCUGCCCACCGCCCGGGCUCGGCGGUGCCGAUGGGGCCCAGCCGCCUCUCGUGGUCGCUGCUGCUGCGCUGCCGGCGGGCGGCGGCCCUGGGCGCGCCCCGGUGCCGCCCGCUGCCCGCCCGCCCGCUCAGCGCCGCCGCCCCGCUCCGGGCCCCUCUGCGCCCGCCGGGCGCGGGCGGCGGAGCGCCGCGGAACGGGCCGGCGGGCGCUGGCCGCGAUGAAGAAGAAGAAGAGGAGGAUGAUGAGGCAGCCCUGGAGGCGCUGCUGGGGCCGUCUCCGCUGGCCCCGGGGCCCAGCGCCCAGCGCGUUGCCAUCGUGCACCCCGCGGUCAAGUGGGGCCCGCAGAAGUCGCCGCUCACCACGGCUGAAUUACAGAUUGCCGAAGCUGUUGCUCUUGUAGAUACUCUUCAGAACUGGACAGUUUUAGAUAAAAUAAUUAUUCCUACAAAAAAUCCCAACAAGAAGUUUGUUUUUGGCAAAGGAAACUUUCAGGUUUUGACAGAAAAGAUUAAAAAAUUGCCCCAUGUGACAGCUGUCUUCUUGAAUGUGGAAAGAAUAUCUUCACUAACAAAGAAAGAACUGGAAGGUGCCUGGGGCGUGCCAGUCUUUGACAGAUACACCGUGGUACUUCACAUUUUUCGCUGCAAUGCCCGGACAAAAGAAGCAAAACUGCAGAUAGCACUGGCUGAAAUUCCACUUCUCAGGUCAAAUCUGAAAAAUGAGCUGUCUCAGCGAGAUCAGCAGAGAGGUGGUUCAAGAUACAUCAUGGGCUCAGGUGAAACAUUUCUAGAAACACAGAAUCGUGUCUUAAAAGAAAGGGAACUUAAAAUUAGGAAUGCCCUGGAGAAACUAAGGAGAAAAAGAGCUUUACUUAGAGCUCAGCGCAGAAAAUGUGAGUUCCCAAUGGUCUCAGUAAUGGGCUAUACCAACUCUGGAAAAACUACUUUGAUCAAAGCCUUGACUGGAGAAGCAGGACUUCAACCCAGGGAUCAGCUGUUUGCCACUCUGGAUAUUACAGCCCAUGCUGGCUAUCUGCCCUCACAUAUGGCAGUUAUUUAUGUUGACACCAUUGGGUUUCUGACUGAUCUUCCACAUAACCUGGUUGAGUCAUUUUCAGCUACACUAGAAGAAGUGGCUUACUCAGAUCUGAUAGUUCAUGUGAGGGAUAUUACUCAUCCAGAAACCAUCCUCCAGAAAGCAACUGUUCUGUCAGUUCUGAGGAAUCUCAAUCUUCCUAGCCAUUUACUGGACUCAAUAGUAGAAGUUCAUAACAAAGUGGAUUUGACAGAAAGGUAUAAACCCACUGAAGACAAUGCUUUAGCUGUUUCUGCUCUGCAUGGAUAUGGUUUAGAGGAACUGAAACAAGAAAUAGAGAAAAAAAUACUGACAGCAACAGGGAAGAAGAUUCUAACAGUUAAUAUCAACUUAGAGGGACCUCAGCUAAGUUGGCUCUAUAAAGAAGCAACAGUUCAGGAAGUAGAGGUCAUGCCUGAAGACGGCAAAGCCAGGGUGAAGGUGAUAAUCGGCAGUUCUGCUUUUGGCAGAUACAAAAACCUCUUUCCCAACAGUGAGAUUUUCAUCUCAUGAAACUGCAUCCUGUUCUAGGAGAAGAAACUGAUCUCCUCAAGAGGAUGUGAAAUGAAGUGAAUGACCUGUUAAGUCUCACUGCUGAAUAGUUUAUUUUUCUUCCCUACUUGAUGUUUUUGGCGCAUUUUAGAAAUGGGUGCUGUUUCAGAAAACUUCUGUAUGGAAACAAUAAGAGCUUUGAGCUUAAUUUUGUCAGCAAGUACCAGGACAGCACUAAUUUUUUUAUGUUAAACCUAUUGCUGGCUAUAAGCUGCGGACCUCAAAUGCAUGGAAUGGCAUCUGAGUUAACCUUCAGAAAAGUACCAAAUUUCUUAUUUCACAUAAAUAAAACUUUCUAUUGCCCUUUUCAGAAGAAAAUAGUAUUUAAUAUAGGUGUUUCAGAUGGUCUUUGGAAAUUGAAACUUAGUGAAGAAAAUAUUGUUGGUUAUAUAUAAAUAGUGAAGAUAAAUAUGUGUUCAAGCAGAAUGCAUGACUGUAAGUAAAAUAACUGCAAUGUCUUAUUGCAGUGAAGGAAAAAAAAAAUCAAUUAAGGUAUUAAAUAAAGUUAACUGUGAACAUCUUUUACCCA
Molecule: messenger RNA, 2230 nt
Organism: Taeniopygia guttata (zebra finch)
Lineage: Eukaryota; Metazoa; Chordata; Aves; Passeriformes; Estrildidae
Gene: GTPBP6
Product: GTP binding protein 6 (putative)
Cellular component (GO): cytoplasm
Molecular function (GO): ribosome binding; GTP binding
Source: RefSeq, a predicted model, not a curated record